CCAACUUUCCACUCCACUCCCAUUUUCGACAUGGCGUAGGGAAGAGGCAACGCAGCGGGCAGGCAUUGUAGCGGGAAAACCGUGAUCAGUUGAUAAAGUAGAGGAUUUCUAUGUUUUUAUUUCAGUAGGGUGAUAUACAUUUGCAAGUUGUAACAAAGAGUCAAGCAAAGUUUAGGGUGCCCACUAAGUGUUGAAGAUGAUGUCUGAUGCCAGUGACAUGUUGGCAGCAGCUUUGGAGCAGAUGGAUGGGAUAAUAGCAGGCUCCAAGUCCAUGGACUACUCCAACGGCCUGUUUGACUGCCAGUCACCAACCUCUCCCUUCUUGGGAAGCCUGCGGGCGCUGCACCUGCUGGAGGACCUCCGGGGCGUGCUGGAGCUGAUGGACACCGAGGAGAGGGAGGGCCUACGCUGCCAGAUCCCUGACGCCACUGCAGACAGCCUGGUGGACUGGCUGCAGCAGGGACACCUGAUGUCCAAUGGCCACCACAUCUCCAUGGGUGGUGACCUCUACCAGGAGAGACUGUCUCGGCUGGAGGGUGACAAGGAAUCCCUGGUGCUUCAGGUGAGUGUGUUGACAGACCAGGUGGAGGCGCAGGGGGAGAAGAUAAGGGACUUGGACAUGUGUCUGGAUGAACACCGGGAGAAACUGAACGCCACUGAGGAGAUGCUACAACAGGAGCUCCUGUGCAGAACGACUCUAGAGACUCAGAAACUGGACCUAAUGGCUGAGGUGUCCAACUUGAAACUGAAGCUGAACUCAUUUGAGAAGGACAUACUGCACUUUGACUUCAGGGACAGUGAGGACAUGGGUAUGGAGAUUAAUGAGCUGAGGUACAAAGUGACUGAGAUGGAGAGUGAAAGACUACAGUAUGAGAAGAAACUGAAAUCCACUAAGUCGCUAAUGGCCAAGCUUUCUAGCCUGAAAAUCAAAGUGGGCCAGCUGCAGUAUGAGAAACAGAGGAACGAGCACAAACUGCAGGCACUGAAGGAGGAGCUGGCGACGCUGAGGAGGCAGCUGGAGGGAAGGGACAGAGAGGUGAGGAGGUUACACGGCGAGACUGGGUUCAGAGCCAUCACCCCGGGUGGCAUGGACAGUGGAGACAGAGUCUCUCACCCAGAUGAAACUCUUAAAAAGAGGCUGAAAGAGAAACAUGUGGAAGUGCAGAGAAUGAAAAAAGCGGUGGAGUCACUGAUGGCAGCCAAUGAGGAGAAGGAUCGUAAGAUUGAGGAGUUGAGGCAGUCGCUGCAGCGCUACAAGAAGGUCCAGGACAUGGUGAUGUCAGUGCAAGAGAAGAAAGACAAAACCAAAGAUGGUGAGAGUGACGAGAGUAACAGCGACAACUCCCUCUCUGUGAUGUCAACGACAACCACCCCGGUUGCCCUGGAGUCGGAGAGGCACGCGCUAGCUGGAGUCGAGGAAGUAGCCGGGAAGAGCCCAGACGAGCUGGAGACGCACUAUGGUGCUACUGAAGUGCCUUCGCCAACAACCAGCCCUACAGUCCAGUCAGCCUGCGCUCUACAGAGCGUGCCAGAGCUUGACCAAGCUGAACCUGAGAGGACCCUGCAUGUCCUGAAGUCAGCGAGUCAGGAAAACGUGUAUGUCAGCAACAGUGAAAAGAUUACAUUGGUGAUUGACGAAAAGCCAACAGAGAAUAAGGCGGUGGAGGAAAUCAGUAAGAUCAGCGAGCGCCCGCCCAAGUCUCCCUCUUCAUCUCGCCCAGAGGACGACAGCUUCGGUACCAAGAAGGCUCGCUCCUCCUUUGGCCGAGGCUUCUUCAAGAUCAAGGGGGGCAAGAGGACAGCCAGCGCCCCUAACCUGGCUGAGACCGUGCGAGAGGGGGGCACUGACCAUCUGGACCUGGCAGGGCUACCCCAGAGGUCAGCCAUCAGCGACAGCACCAACACACUGACCAGUGUGACCUCUACUACCUCUCCCGAGGGCAAGAAGAAGUCCAGGGGAAUCAAGGCACUCUUUGGAAAGCUGAGGAGAAGUCAGUCCACCACGUUCAACCUGGAUGACAACCUAUCAGAGCCGGUCGAGUUCAAGAGAGGCGGAGUCCGGGCCACAGCAGGACCCAGACUGGGAUGGUCCCGGGACCUACAGCAAUCACACAACACUGACUUGGACACCCCGUUUGCCCGCUGGUCCAAGGAGCAGGUGUGUGACUGGCUGCAGGAGCAGGGACUGGGGCUCUACCUGAACAUGGCCCACGUGUGGAUCUCUUCUGGACAGACUCUGCUGCAGGCCUCACAGCAGGAUCUAGAGAGGGAGCUGGGCAUCAAACACCCGCUGCACAGGAAGAAGCUCCAGCUGGCCCUGCAGGCUCUGGGCUCUGAGGAGGAUGACAAUAAGGGCAAACUGGACUACAACUGGGUGACCAGGUGGCUGGAUGACAUUGGCCUGCCUCAGUAUAAGACCCAGUUCGAUGAGGGGAGGGUGGACGGCCGGAUGCUGCACUAUAUGACAGUAGAUGACCUGUUGUCUCUGAAGGUGGGCAGUGUGCUCCACCACCUCAGCAUCAAGAGAGCCAUCCAGGUGCUACGCCUCAACAACUACGAGCCCAACUGCCUGCGCCGACGGCCCUCCGAUGAGAACAACAUCACACCAGCAGAGAUCUCACAGUGGACCAAUCACAGAGUAAUGGAGUGGCUGAGAUCAGUAGACCUGGCAGAGUACGCCCCCAACCUGAGGGGCAGCGGCGUGCACGGGGGACUCAUGGUGCUGGAGCCUCGGUUCAACGUGGAGACCAUGGCCCUGCUGCUGAACAUUCCCCCCAACAAGACCCUGCUGCGGAGGCACCUGGCCACCCACUUCAACCUGCUGGUGGGCUCUGAGGCCCAGGGGCUCAAACAGGAUUGUCUGGAGAACCCCGACUACACCCUGCUUACAGCCACUGCCAAGGUCAAGCUGAGGAAGAUAACGUUUGGGAGCUUUGGCAGCCUGAGAAAGAAGAGGCAGGAUGAGAGUGAGGAGUAUGUCUGCCCCAUGGACGUGGAGAUGCCAAAGGGACGUAGCUUCCAGAAAGGCUAUGAGCUCUACGAGGACGAUCUGGACCGGCUAGAACAGAUGGAAGACUCAGAGGGAACUGUGAGGCAGAUUGGAGCCUUCUCUGAGGGCAUCCAAAACUUGACGAGCAUGCUGAAAGAUGAUGAAUUCUUCAAAGAGACCUCGAACUCUCCCAACCCCAGCGUAACAGAUGACGAUUCCAACGUUUGAGGCCAGCGCUAUGGGACUAGCAGACCAGGAUUGAAAUACUAUUUGGAAUAAUUUAAAAUACUUUAGCUGUGCUUGAUUGAGCUUGCCUUUUGGGAUGGAAUGCAAUAGGAAUAGAAAAGUCCAAAAAGUGGCACUCCAGGCAGGCUAAAGCAAACACUCAAAGUAUUUGAACCCAGGUGUGCCACUAGCACACACUGACUCCACCGUACCCUCCAACUCUCCGUACCCCCCUCCAACUCUCCGUACCCCCCAACAAGCACCAGAUCUCUUUUUAGUAUUUUAGGCAUAACUUUUUUUUAAAGAAAUUAAAAAGUCCAUGUCUGUUGUCAUGUGGAUUGAUACACUUGUUUUUUUAAGGUGCUGCCAAAGCUAAAAUACCACCUCUGCAUGAUUAACAAUUCAAUUCGCCCCUGCCUACCCAAUAGCAGGUCAGUUAUCAAUUCCCAUUAAUCCCUACAGAUCUGAUAGCUCCUGCUCUGCCUUACCUCUGAGCUAGUCUACAGCGAGGGACUGUUCCUCAAGCUCAACAGUAAGGGCCUUACAGUAAAGUGGGCUAUCCCCGAAGUAGAGUGCCUACGCUCCCUAACCCUGAACCUUAUAAACCCGGUGUCUUCUCAGGAUUGUCCGGGCCAGAGUGUCAACCUCAGCACACUGAAUGGGUCGCCCUCCUCUGGGUUGGCUUUUAGCCGAGAGACACCCCUUCCUAUGACUCCUACCAAUGCACUCAGUACCUAUAGUUCGGGUCCCAGGUUCCUUUAUACCAGCUACUUGGGUUCCCUAUGGAAUGAUUAACCAAGAAAACUAGCUAGAGAUCCUCAAUUAAUCAAGCAUAUUUCAGAAACCUAGAGUAAAACGACAUGCGGUUGUAUGACUCUUUUAUGACACGGGGUUUUAGAACAACAAAGUGAGUUUAUUCAAAAUUCCAGAAACAGGCAUAAAAAAUCCCCAAUCAAUCACAAAUCAAUUAUAAGCAAAGAUUUACUGUAAAUUAAAUUGAUAGACAACCUCCAGCACCCUUAACUAAAUCCCUGUUGGGGUGUUCCAAUAAAAUGUUUUGUCUGUUACAAUUUUAUGAGAAGCACAGUAUUUAAUAACAAGAAAAACCUUAUACAACUCUCAACUGUUUUUUUUGGCUCCCCCCCACAGGAUGAUCAGACCCUCAGAAGGCACCUAGAAACUCUAACAGCUACUUUACCACACCUCUAUCAUUGAGGUAACCUUAAGGAAUCCUCCUAGAAUUUUACUUCAACUGGGUAUGCCUAAAAUGUAAAUGUAAUAAGUAAACAAACAAAAAAAUCUAAAUAUAUUGUAGGCUAUAAAGCUACAGCAAAAAUCUUCUUCCAGCAGUCAACAGGCUAUUCUGGCAAGCUUAGAGUGCCCUUCCCUCCAAAAAUCAUAGCUCUUUUAUACCAUCCCUUUUUCUUUCUGCUAACUCAUUGUGGUUAACACCUACCCCAAUGACGCAUCCAGUGGUUAACACCUACCCCAAUGACGCAUCCAGUGGUUAACACCUAAUGUGGCCAUGGUUCAAAAAGGUGCUUUUUCAGCCCCCUUAACUCCCACUUUUUUCUCACCUAAGUUGGAUCUCAAUCCGCUUCACCCCUAAACGUUCUAACCUGGAGAUUUCCAGAUCAAGUUAACAUCCUUAAACUAAUUUUUAAACUGACAUUUUUUUCACAUUACCAUUCCCCACUUGGCACCAUAUUAAUCCCUCUCCAAUUUAACUAAUUACUCCCAUUACCUCUUAAAUAUCCAACAAAUUAAACAUUUAAUCAUUACAUUUCAACAUUAUAGCCUUCCAUUAUCAAUCUCCAACAGGCCCUAAGGCCUUGUUCCUCUAUACUUAACAAACAUAGUCUAUAUGCAUCAUACCUUAAAGCAAACAUCACAUUAACUAUUUUACUGGAUUACUUAAAUCACACAUUGUUAACCCUCUUACUAAAUUAUUCUAAUCACCCUUUAAUCACCUCUGCCACUAUACAUUUGUCCAUGCUUUCAAACUUUAACAUAUUUAACCUUUAAUCAUCAAUUAAUUUAUUUUUCUUAUUUUUCUUAUUUUCCUUAGUCAAUGUCAAUUCUCUCUCAAUAUUCAUUCUUGUGUGUGUGUGUGUGUGUGUGUGUGUGUGUGUGUGUGUGUGUGUGUGUGUGUGUGUGUGUGUGUGUGUAAGCAAAACUUCUUGAGUGUGGGCAUAUGCAAAUGUUUCUCUAAAAUGUCAGAGAACUGGGCCUUAGCCAACUACUAUUGACAGUACAAGUCCAUUUUAACUGUCCUAUUUGGAGAGGAAUUAUUUCAGAGCAAUAUGCCACCAUAAUUUGCCUACCAGCUGGAUACUGGAGACAUUUGUAGUCAUUGUUUUUAUACUAGCCAUCUUUCUGUGGAAUUUAAGUAUUAAAGUGAGCCAUAUCAAUAUCUGAUAAACCCUUUUUUUUUACAUUAAGAUGUAAUGUAGGGCUUUUGCAAAGUCUAAUAUGUCAUUUUAAGAAUAUGUUUGGCUUUUUAACAGAGUCACUGUCAGAGGAAGAAAAAAAUAAAAAUAUUUUCUGUGCAGUAUUGCCCAAGUUAAAUAAAUGCCCCAAGACAGCUGCUAUGGUUUACACAGAAAACCAGACUAUUUCAGCUGCAACAUUUUUAUUCUUUCAACACAUCUCGCCAUAUCCUAGACACUCCCAGUAAUGGUGUUUAUUUGAAUGCAUUUCCACCUAUAAUAUACAGUUCAAAGCAUAUAAUUCCUUUUUAAAGUGUCAUUGCAUGUUAUUGAAGCCUUUCUUGUAGCCAAAAUGUUGUACACCUGCUAAUGGAAUAUGGAUUUCUUGUUUACUAUAAUUUGUACUGAGAUAAAUAUUGCCAGAUAGCAUAGUUAUUUUGAGAAUACCGUAGCUAGCCUGGGUUCCAGUCUGUUUCUGCUCUCUUGCCAACUCCUUAUGGAAUUGGAUUGGCAAGAGAAAAGAAAGUGACUGGCGUUCAGGCUGUUGUAGCAUGUUCAAAGAGUUGAGCGAUAAAGCAAUGCAAGAAUGUCACAAAAGCAAUGACACUGUUAUGCAACACCCUAACCACAUGAGGAUAAAGUUUGUACUGUUUACUGGUUGAGUUUUUACCCAUUUCUAGGGUCAAUGAAUUCAUUUAAACUGUCUGUCUAAUUUCUCAAGUAGGAUUGGAAAUGUAGAACAUAAAGCAUAUAGGUUUGUUUUGCAAUGCAGAUUCAUUACCAUUUAAAAGCCUUUACCUCUCCAUGUUUGUACAGACUCUUAUUUUUGUUAACACCAAGCAAAUAAAGGGAUUCUUGACAGUCA
Molecule: messenger RNA, 6508 nt
Organism: Salmo salar (Atlantic salmon)
Lineage: Eukaryota; Metazoa; Chordata; Actinopteri; Salmoniformes; Salmonidae
Product: liprin-beta-1
Biological process (GO): neuromuscular junction development
Cellular component (GO): presynaptic active zone
Molecular function (GO): protein binding
Source: RefSeq, a predicted model, not a curated record